This is a messenger RNA of Fusarium coffeatum, 831 nucleotides long. RefSeq lists its product as uncharacterized. The transcript has 2 exons. Gene Ontology annotation, molecular function: snoRNA binding. Bases 1 to 831 code for a protein of 276 amino acids. Gene Ontology annotation, biological process: rRNA processing. NCBI's taxonomy places the organism in Eukaryota, Fungi, Ascomycota, Sordariomycetes, Hypocreales, Nectriaceae. The record is from RefSeq and is a predicted model, not a curated record.
AUGGCACCUUUAACACGCAAGAGAAAGGCCGAACAAAAGACCACAAAGGCAGAGGAGACUCCCGUUGAGACAACAUCAUCAGAAGAAAAGCGCAAACUACCUGUGAGAGCCAAGGAUGGCGAGCCCAGUUCACCAGUACAGCCAAAGGCUACAAAGGUCGUUUUCGGAGAUGACGAUGAUAUGAGUGCGCCAGUCGCUCCUGUGAAGAAACCUGCACCUGCACCCAAGAAGGAGGAGAUAGCGGACAGCGAUGAAGACAGCGACGAUGAUGCUCCUGAGGCUGUCUCAACUUCCAAGGUGGCGUCUGAGAUGAAGAAGUCCAAGCAAGCAGCCCAGAAAGCAGCUCAAGAACAAGCUGCUGCAGAGAAGAAGAAGCGUCGGGAGAGGGAUGAUUUCUUCAAGCAGCAAGCCGAAGAGCGCAAAAAGCUAGAGGAGGAAGAGAAAGAGAAGGCCGAGAAGGAGGCUCCCGCUGAAGAGAACGACGAGGAGGAUGAGCCUGCCCAGUCACUCGUGCAACAGAAGGCUUUUAACCUGCUGCCAGCCGAGCUGUUGGAGGACUCAAGUGAGGACGAGGCCGAGGUGGAGGAAGACGACCAACAAGAAGAGGAGCGUCCCAGAAAACGUCGCGUCGCCACUGUGGAAAAGGAUCUUGCUCGCCAAAAUAGGGGACCAAAGGAUGAGCGCAUUGGCUCGACAGUGUACCGCGUGGCGAAGAAGACAGACCAGAGGAUGAUGCCCAAGUUGAACAAGCAGGGAAAGAACCGCAAGGACGACCUCUUGAAGAGAGGACGAAGCGCUGUGAAGCCAAGAUCUGGCUUCUUUGUCAAGUAG